Chiloscyllium plagiosum (whitespotted bambooshark) is the source of this 2987-nucleotide messenger RNA. RefSeq names its product kelch-like protein 23. Lineage: Eukaryota; Metazoa; Chordata; Chondrichthyes; Orectolobiformes; Hemiscylliidae. Gene Ontology annotation, molecular function: protein binding. The record is from RefSeq and is a predicted model, not a curated record.
GAAUAUGUAUGCUGCAGCAUGACAUUAAUGCAGUAAAUCACUGCAUUAGAGUGAUGGGUGAAUCAUAGAAUCACUGCAGUGCAAAAAGAGACCAUUCAGCCCAUCAAGUUUGUGGUGUUUGGUGUACAGCAUAAUUUUACCUCAAUAAAUGCACUCCUGGUACUGGACCAGUUACAAACAAUGUCAGGGGAUAUUGGUUUGAAGACAAUAGUGCAAACGAGGCAAGUUGGAACACGAAUGAACUGCAAGCAGCAGCCAUGGGAUUGACCCCACUGUUGAGUGUCCUUUAUUUUGUUUCUUAAGAGUUGGCCACUGUGGUAUUUGAUGUAGUGUGUGAUCUGUUCAUUACACUGGCCAGUGAUUUACACUAAGUUACUGUGGUGGAACAAACUGAAGAUAUAUUUUGCUUAGAUGUGCUUGCCAACUUUUCACAUUGAAAGUUUGGUUGAGUUGGCUGUCUGCCUGUCUCCUAUGUUUUCCUCACAGUGGCCUAAGGGAAGACCUGCUGGCAUAUUUGUGGUCUUUUGUGAUGAGUGGGCACUGCAAUGUAUCUUAAGUUAUAGGCACCACAUUAAUUUGCUUGGGUAGGUUCGCUUUGCUUUUGUUGGGAAAUAUUUUAGAUCAAUACUGAGCUGCUUCCAGUUUGAUUGGACAGUAUCAGUGGUGUCCUUUAAAAGGUCUUCGGUGUUACCCUCAUUGGUUUAUUAAAAUAGGCCAGGACACCAGAUAUAGCUCUGGCUUGCAACUUCUCCCGGGAAUCAGGGGGAAAUGGCCUCCGAGGAGACCAGCUUCAAAGACAAGGAUCAUGCCGCUGACACUGUGCUUGAAGUUGGCCAGAGGCUGUUCCAUGUCAAUAGGCGGCUGCUGGCCUCGACCAGCGAGUAUUUCCGAGCCUUGUUCGGGGGUGGUACCAGGGAGAGCUCGCAGAAUCACAUCGUGUUGUGGGGCCUGGAUCCCGAGGUCUUCCAGCUGCUGCUGGGCUUUGCCGCUCGGGGCCGAGUGAGUGUGGACCGGCGCAAUGUGGAGGCUUUACUGGAGGCGGCCGAUUUCCUGCUCUUUGACCGGGUCAAGCUGCUGUGCGCCGCUUUCCUGCAGCGGGAGCUCAGGGUGGGGAACUGCGCGGGGGCCUUGGCCUUGGCUCAGCGCCUGGCCUGCCCCGGGCUAGCAGCGGCCGCCCGCGGGGUGGCCCUCACCCACCUGGCCGCCUUCAUGACCGAGGAGGAAGAGUUCCUGCAGCUUCCGAAAGAGGUUUUGGCCGAGCUUUUGGCCAGUGACCACCUGUACGUGGCCAAAGAAGACCAGGUAUUUGAAGCCGUGAUGAAGUGGGUGUGUCACCACAACAGCAGGGAAGGUCAUUUUCUGGAGCUGCUGGCCUUGGUCAGGGCCCCCUUCCUGACCCUGUCUUUCCUCGAUCUGGUGGUAAAACGCUCCAAGUGCGGCUUGCAGGCUGACCCUCACAGCAGACUCCUGAGAAUAUUAAAUCACAGCCUUCCCCAGAAUUGGACCAUGGGCCAGUCCCAGACCAGCAGGACUUAUGAGACCAUGUAUGUUCUGGGGGGCAAACAUGAGCAAGAACAGCAGGAACUAUUUCAGUUUCAUCCUCAAACGAGCACUUGGCAAGCCUGCUCUCCUCUCCGACGCAGAAACCUCACCCAAUAUGCCGUAGCAACAGUAGGGAAUUUCAUCUUUGUGACAGGCGGAUACUUUCGAGAAAGUGUGGUGUGGUACUGUGUGGACUGGGUGCUGGUUUAUAACUAUUGUGAAGACAGUUGGAUGGAAGGACCGUCAAUGAAGCAAUCUCGCAACUGGCAUUGUGCAGUCGGUGUUGGGAUGUACCUGUAUGUACUAGGAGGGAGCACUGAUGAGGCGGUCAUCGCUGAUGUUGAGCGUCUUCCAUUGAUGGCGACAGAGUGGGAAAAAACAGCGCCCAUGAUGCGGUCCGUGGAGAGGGCUGCAGUGGUCAGUGCUGGCACCAAUAUAUAUGUUUUGUGUGGACUGGAUGAAAAUGGUGACGUUUACAGUGGGGUGCAGCAUCUGAAUGUGGACAAUGAUGUUUGGGACAUGAUCUCCUUCUCCCCUCUUCCUCGAUAUGAUCUCUGUGCCACCAUUCUGAACGGUGCAGUGUACGUUGUGGGAGGUCAAACAUUCCGUCUGGACAUAGACACUGACGAAUGGACUCCAGUUGACGAGGAAUGCUUCAAUGAAAAGUUUUUCAGCGGUUGCACAACUGUUAAUGGAAGGAUCUUUGUCCUUGGCGAGAGGAGGGGGAACACGUCCAUCCCAAACAUGAUUCUCUUUGACCCCUAUACAGAAACAUGUCAGGUAGUGGAUGCAACUGUGCCCUGCCCACUCCCUAUUCGAGGCUGUGUGUCUAUCCGAAAGUUCAAUGUGAGAUCUGGAAUUUAAUCAGAUACAGUUUAAGAGAAUGAGUCACUUGUGUUGCUGCCCCUGUAUCUGCCACCCUUUUGAGAGUAGCAUCAGGAUUAGGGAAUCAAGGUGCCAGCUUUCCCAGCUAAGGAGAGACUGCAAUCACAAUUGCUUUCUGGUUACCCUGGACAAAAUCUGGAAUCAUAAUUGCCACCUCAUCAAAUGUCCUAUUGAAAGAUAGCCUGAGACUCAUCACCUAGGUAAACCAUCAGUGCAUUAAUGUGAAUCUCUGACUCACAGCCAGUCCUUUUGUGGCUAUUAAUCUGGUCUCCUUGACUGAGCUAAAUGUCUUUUUUUCUCCCACAUUUAGGCUUUUCUUGUUUCCAGACUUAAUUAUUAUCACCCUAUAUAAACCCUAGCACAACCUCAACUGGAUGUAGGUUUGCUCGCUGAGCUGGAAGGUUCAUUUUCAGAUGUUUCAUCACCAUACAAGGUAACAUCUUCAGUGGGCCCCCCCGAUUAAUCAUUGGUGGUAUAGCCUGCUUUCUGUUUAUGUGUUGGUCAUGGCAUUUUCUAUGAUUAUGUCAUUUUCUGUUCUUUUUCUCAGCGGGUGGUAAAUG